GAUUUUGGUUUAAGAAGAAAAGUUUUGUCCAUGACUGCUGACAACGCUAGUAACAUGGAUGCUUGUGGUGACCAUCUUGCUAGAAUGUUGAAAUAUUAUUAUGAUAAUACCGCCUUUUGCAGAUUACGAUGUGCUGCCCAUAUACUUAACCUUGCUGUCGUCAAUGGUCUUUCUAUGAUUGAUGCGUCAACAAAAAAGGCGCGAGAUUUCGCAAGCCAUAUUCGUCGCUCCCAACACUGCCUAGAAGAAUUAAAGAAAAUUUUCGCAAUGAAAGGCCAACCAUUUUAA
Molecule: messenger RNA, 288 nt
Organism: Racocetra fulgida
Lineage: Eukaryota; Fungi; Glomeromycota; Glomeromycetes; Diversisporales; Gigasporaceae
Source: the annotation of a GenBank genome assembly